GCAUUUAAUUUGAAGUAUUAACUAGUGUCUGGUUCUAUUAUAUAAGAUGUUUGGUAGGUGAUGAUAAUGAAACGGGGUACUACUAUAAGGGCAUUUAAGAAAUUAACAUUGUCAAAAAUUAAAGUAAAAUAUUAAAGCAAUAGAAAAUUAGAGAAAUAAGAUGGUCAAACCGUAAAACAAGUGCAGUCUCGCUCUGGCACGUGGGAAAAUUGCUCUGCUGAUAGCAAUAACACCACUGCAUUGUUUCCUACCUGUAGGGCCCCACCGAAUAAACCCAUCCCAAACGUUUGAAAUCGAUUUCAAAAACUUCUACAGCCUGUCCUUUUCGCACACGAUUUUCCGCCAAUAUCACUUUCCAAAAUUGCCACUAUUUUCAUAAAAAAACCCCACUAAAACCUAAAAUUACAUUUCGACCCCAAAAUACUAUGCGGAGCAAUUAGCAGCUACACUUCCUGACAAAAGUUCACAACCUAUGUAUGCACUGUAAUCCACAUUAUAUAAUUGGCCCCAACAACAAAUAUAUAUAUACAUAUAUAUACUUUUCUCUCUGUAUCUUCUUCGACCACUUCCAUUAUUCCUUUCAUCAAACUUAUUUCAGUUUCCCCCCUCUCUCUCUCCUACUUUGCUUUAUCUAUCUCUCUCUCUCCUCUUUUCUUUUUCUUUGAAAAAAGAGAAAAGUGAAAGAGAUACUGGUGUGAAACUGUUAUGUAUUCUUCUUACAUUAUUGAUAUCGAUGUACGUAUAGUUUAGUAGUUUACAGUGUGCUUUCCUUACAACCCUAAGAUUUUUAUUUUGGAGGUGUUUCUGAACUGACUCCACCACCAGAUCUAAGCUAUUUGAAGGUACUUGGCUUGGGGUGCUUCCUCAAAUGGAGGCAUUAGUGGUUCAACAGACUGAAGAUGCGGUGGAGAUGCACGUAAAUAACGAUACGAAGCCGUCGGACACUGAACAAGAGCUGCAUGAAGAACCGUCCAUUGAAAGUGCGAAAAAAGUCUCUAAGGCGCAGAAGCCAAAUACCGUAACAUCUAAGGUCACUAGUACAGGUGGGGUGGUUUCCAAAAGAAAAGUUGAUACAAAGAGUGGCACGGACCCUAGUUCAAUCGAGAAAAAAUCAACACUGGUUAGGCCAACGAUGAGUAGUGCCUCACGCACUUCAGGAUCAGUUGCAGUGACAAGAAGGAGCAGCACCGGUGGUUUACCUGAAAAGCAGCCGAUAUCUAUUACAAAACGACAGAGCGAUGAAACUGGUUCAGCAGGUAAAAGAACCACCUCUUUAGCAUCGGACCCUCUAAGGAAAUCUCUCCCAGAAAUUCGGAGGAGCUCAGUUUCUUCAAUCAGUGCUAAGCCUACUAUCAGACAGAGCAUUUCGGAAACUCAAAAGCCUCUUCCUAUUUCACCUACAGUUAGAACUCCAAGGACACCGACUAGUUCUGUUUUGAGCAAACAAGAUUCGAGUAAAAAGAUUCCAGUGAGAUCAUCUCAACCGUCGGUUUCUUCAAUCAAGAAAGUUGCUUCUCCAUCGCUGGAUAGUGCUGGAAGUAGUGGCUCUGUUAGGAAGUCAAUUGCAAAGGCUUCUCCCAUCUCUACCACCCGAUCGCCCACAGUAUCGAGUGGGUCCCGAUCUGGUGGUAUGUCAACAUCCGCGGAUAGAAGUUCUAGUUUACUUGGCCGUAAAAAAGUGGGAACUCCGGAAAGUAGGGAUUCGCGGAUGAUUAUGCUUCCUCAAGUGGAGGUGAAAGCUAGUGAUGACGUGAGGUUGGAUCUCAGAGGUCACAAGAUACGCAGUCUCCAUGGUGGUGGACUGAACUUGUCACCAAAUCUGGAGUUUGUUUAUCUCAGAGACAAUCUCUUGUCCGCAUUGGAUGGUAUUGGAGUCCUGAAACGGGUGAAGGUUCUUGAUUUGAGUUUUAAUGAAUUCAAAGGGCCUGGUUUUGAGCCACUAGAGAAUUGCAAAGCUCUGCAGCAACUCUAUCUUGCUGGAAAUCAAAUCACUUCUUUAAAGAGCCUUCCCGAGCUUCCCAACUUGGAGUUUCUGUCUGUCGCUCAGAAUAAGUUGAAAUCUCUUUCCAUGGCAAGCCAGCCUCGUUUACAGGUACUAGCAGCCAGCAAAAACAAAAUAUCAACAUUGAAAGGCUUCCCGUACUUGCCGGCACUUGAGCAUUUGCGUGUUGAGGAGAAUCCAAUACUUAAGAUGUCUCAUCUGGAAGCAGCUUCGAUUUUGCUUGUUGGUCCAACCUUGAAAAAAUUCAACGACAGGGAUCUCUCGCGUGAGGAAAUAGCAAUUGCCAAGCGUUAUCCUUCAAACACUGCCUUAUGUAUUCGUGGUGGUUGGGAGUUGUGCCGUCCAGAACAAGCUGUAGAUUCUACGUUUAAGUUUAUGUUAGAACAAUGGAAAGAACAACUUCCUUCUGGAUACUUGCUUAAAAGAGCUUCUGUUGACCAACCAUUUGAGGAAGAUGCUUGCUCUUGCCACUUUGAGUUUGAAACAGACACAAAGGAAGCUAAUGGUGGUGUGCAAUUAGACUUGAAGUACCAAUGGUUUAUAGGAGAGCAAACUGCUUCAAACUUCACAGCGAUUUCUAGUGCAAGCGGAGAGACCUACUUUCCGAAGUGCGGCGACAUCGGUAGAAUCUUGAAAGUGGAGUGUAUUCCAAUACUGGGAGACACCGAAUAUCCCGCAGUUUUUGCAAUAUCUUCGCCAAUUUGUCCAGGCACUGGAAUCCCUAAGGUCAUAAAGAUUGAUGUCCAUGGGGAACUGAUUGAAGGGAACAAAGUCAAAGGGUAUGCCGAGGUUGCUUGGUGUGGGGGUACUCCAGGGAAAGGUGUUGCUAGUUGGCUUAGGAGACGAUGGAAUAGCAGCCCUGUGGUGAUUGCUGGUGCAGAAGAAGAAGAAUAUCAGCUUAGCCUAGAUGACAUAGAUUCAUGCCUGGUUUAUAUGUACACUCCCGUAACUGAAGAAGGAGCCAAAGGGGAACCUCAGUAUGCAAUCACCGAUUAUGUAAAAGCAGCUCCUCCGUCUGUGAGUAAUGUACAAAUUACGGGAGAUGCUGUUGAGGGAAAUACAAUCAGAGGAGUUGGAGAGUAUUUUGGAGGAAAAGAAGGCCCCAGCAAGUUUGAAUGGUUUCAUGAAGAUAAGGAUACUGGAGAACGCUCAUUUGUGUUGACGGGUACUAAUGAAUAUACCUUAACAAAAGAAGAUGUUGGACGAAGAAUGGCAUUUGUUUAUGUUCCUGUGAACUUUGAGGGGCAGGAAGGGAAUUCUAUGUCCACAGCAUCCCAGAUAAUCAAACAGGCUCCACCUAAAGUUGUAAAUAUGAAGAUAAUUGGUGAACUGAAGGAGGGAAGUAAGAUUACCGUGACUGGUAUUGUCACCGGAGGAACUGAAGCCUCUAGCAGAGUUCAGUGGUUCAAAACCGCUUCUUCUACUUUUGAGGGUGAAAAUGGUAUCGAGGCAUUAAGUACGUCUAAGAUUGCAAAGGCAUUUCGGAUUCCUCUGGGAGCUGUCGGCAGUUACAUUGUUGCAAAAUUUACGCCAAUGACCCCGGAUGGUGAAUCUGGUGAACCAGCUUAUGUGAUUUGUGAUACAGCUGUUGAGACUCUGCCCCCCAAGCUUAAUUUUUUGUCUGUAACGGGAGAGUACUCUGAAGGUGGAGUUUUGACAGCAUCCUAUGGUUACAUCGGCGGUCAUGAGGGAAAAAGCAUCUAUAAUUGGCAUCUUCACGAGGUGGACACUGACUCUGGUACCCUAUUACCCGAGGUUUCAGGUCUUCUUCAAUACAGAAUUCCGAAGGAUGCAAUCGGUAAAUUCAUAUCUUUUACUUGUACCCCAGUGCGUGAUGAUGAUAUUGUAGGCGAACCAAGAACUUACAUGGGACAAGAACGUGUUCGUCCAGGAAGCCCAAGAUUGCUUUCUUUACAAGUUAUCGGAACUGCCGUUGAAGGCAGUAUUCUAAACGUUAAAAAGAAAUACUGGGGUGGUGAAGAGGGAGAAUCUAUAUACCGCUGGUUCCGGACUAGUUCAAAUGGCACCCAUGAUGAAAUAAACGGUGCAACUUCUUCAUCACAUAUGCUCUCCGUCGAUGAUAUUGGCUUCUUCAUAUCAGUUUCUUGUGAGCCCAUUCGAAGUGACUGGGCCCGAGGUCCUAUUGUCCUUUCUGAACAAAUUGGACCAAUUGUGCCAGGACCGCCAACAUGUCAGUUGCUUGAGUUUCAAGGAUCCCUGAUUGAAGGUGCACGACUGAGUUUCAUUGCUAAUUACACUGGAGGGGUGAAGGGAGAUUGCUUGUACGAGUGGUUCAAAGUGAAAAGCAAUGGUUACACACAGAAACUUCAAGAUGGAGAGUUUUUGGAUUUAACUAUUAAUGAAGUGGGAGACUGUGUCGAACUUGUUUAUACACCUGUUCGUGCCGAUGGCUUGAAAGGGUCUCCAAAGACACUGGUUUCUUGUCCCGUUGCUCCUGGGGAGCCUCUAGGUGUUGAGUUGGUGAUUCCCGAUUGCCGUGAGGGUCAAGAAGUGGUCCCCGAAACAACGUAUUUUGGAGGGCAAGAAGGAGUUGGAAAAUAUAUUUGGUUCAGAACAAAGAAUAAGCUUCAUCAAUCUGCCCUCCUCGAACUGUCGAAUAAUUUCGAAAAUGUUGAUAUAUGUGGAGAGGCAUUAACAUAUACUCCGUCGCUCGAAGAUGUGGGAUCUUAUUUAGCAUUGUAUUGGCUGCCAACACGGUCAGAUGGGAAAUGUGGUACUCCUUUGGUGUCAAAUUCCGACUCUCCAGUUAUUCCAGCUCUUCCGAUAGUAGAAAAUGUUCGCGUGAAAAAGUCGUCUUCGAGCACCUAUCAUGGAGAAGGAGAGUAUUAUGGUGGAUACGAAGGAGCAAGCCUCUAUAGCUGGUACAGAGAAACUGACGACGAAGCAAUUGUUCUUAUUGGUGGAGCUAAUUCUAAAACUUAUGAAGUCUCGGAUGAAGAUUAUAACUGCAGAGUGUUGUUUGGAUAUACUCCAGUUCGCUCAGAUUCAGUUGUCGGAGAACUUCGAUUGUCUGAACCAAGUGAUGUAAUAUUGCCAGAGUUGCCAAGAAUCGAAAUGGUAGCUCUUACCGGUAAAGCUGUUGAAGGAGAAGUAUUGACUGCCCUCGAAGUUAUCCCAAAGAGCGAAAAUCAACAGCUUGUUUGGGGCAAGUACAAGAAAGUAGUUAGAUACCAGUGGUUUUUCUCAACUGAUAAUGAAAGCGAAAAGUCCUUUGAGCCAUUCCCUUCACAGCGGUCGUGCUCCUACAAGGUACGGUUUGAAGACAUUGGUCGCUACCUGAGGUGCGAAUGCGUAGUUACUGACGUGUUCGGAAGAUCGAGUGAGAUGGCAUAUGCUGAAACUGAUUCCGUUUUACCAGGAGUUCCUAGAAUGGACAAGCUGGAAAUCGAGGGUCGAGGUUUCCACACAAAUUUGUACGCUGUACGGGGAAUUUACAGGGGAAAGGAAGGAAAAAGUCAAAUCCAAUGGCUUCGGUCAAUGGUCGGAAGUCCUGACCUAAUUUCUAUUCCCGGUGAGACAGGAAGGAUGUACGAGGCUAAUGUUGAUGAUGUAGGGUACAGGCUGGUUGCUAUUUAUACACCAGUAAGAGAUGAUGGAACUGAAGGGCAACCUGUUUCUGCAUCAACGGAUCCAAUCGCAGUUGAGCCUGAUGUUCUUAAAGAAGUGAAGCAGAAACUAGAUCUUGGAUCUGUUAAGUUUGAGGCACUGUGCGACAAGGAUCGAUCUCCUAAAAGGGUACCUGGAGUGGGAAGUCUGGAGAGACGAAUUCUGGAAGUGAAUAGAAAGAGAAUCAAGGUUGUAAAACCCGGCUCGAAAACAUCGUUUCCUACAACAGAAAUUCGUGGAAGUUACACUCCUCCUUUCCAUGUCGAGCUAUUCAGAAACGAUCAACAUCGUCUUAGAAUCGUUGUAGACAGUGAUAACGAAGUGGAUUUGAUGGUACAGACACGGCAUCUCCGUGAUGUCAUCGUCCUUGUCAUCCGAGGUCUUGCACAGCGAUUCAACAGCACAUCUCUCAAUACUCUUCUCAAGAUAGAGACAUAAAAAAAAGUCCUCUGUAUAUGUAAAAAAAAUACAUUUUACUUCGUUUCGAUAUAAUUCUUGAUUUUUUUUGUCGUCUAGCCUUUUCCUCUCUUUUUUACGAGUGGAAGGCUUGUUCUUUCUGUGUGAUUUCUGUUCAUUAUUUGUAGACGUGUACCGAUGAUUGAAAUUUAGAAAUUGCGAUUCAAAAUGAA
Molecule: messenger RNA, 6258 nt
Organism: Erythranthe guttata (spotted monkey flower)
Lineage: Eukaryota; Viridiplantae; Streptophyta; Magnoliopsida; Lamiales; Phrymaceae
Gene: AIR9
Product: Outer arm dynein light chain 1 protein
Cellular component (GO): plasma membrane; plasmodesma
Molecular function (GO): protein binding
Source: RefSeq, a predicted model, not a curated record